AUGGCUGUGCAGACGCCGAAGGGAGUCGUGAGGCUGGAGGACCUUUGCCGCCCACGGCGUAGCCGUGCGAACGUCAAAACCAACGGCCGUGCAUUUCACAAGCCUUUCGAGGUGGCCUACCGCGAGAUAGCAGAGCUGCGAAAUUUCCGCCGUUUGGAGCAUCUUUUUCUGGCGGCUGAUGUGGACCGCUCCGGUGAGAUGAGCUUGGACGAAUUUCGGCAAGCUCUGCGAAAGCCCUGGUUUCAAAGGUCCUUCUCAUUGUUGGGCGUGCAGCCACAUCAAGCAGAGGUUGUCUUCAAGAAAAUGAAUACUGCAAACGCCGAGGAGAUAAGCAUAUCGGACUUCAUGCAGGGCUUGGAAAAUCUAUUGGGCACAGAUCUGGAUGGGCCUCCACGCGAUUUGGACGUAUCCUUGCUUAGCUCAAGAUUCAAGGCGAAGACCAAGCUUACCCCUUCAAGAAGUGAACCUCUGUUGCACACAGACACUCUGGACCGCUCGGCUGCAGCAGCAAUUACAGGUCCAGGGCAGGGGAAACACAUCUCAGCAGCCCUGGCGGUGUUGUCGCCGACGUCGUCUGUGUCCAAAAAAGCGACUCGCAAUCGAACGAGCAGUCAGCAGGGAACUGCCACGGGUAUGGACUGUCAAGAUGCGCCUAACUUGAAAAACUCCGCUACCACAGAUGGCGGUUCACCACUGACCACGGAGAGGCGACAGGUGGGCUAUGCGUAG
This is a messenger RNA of Symbiodinium pilosum, 729 nucleotides long. NCBI's taxonomy places the organism in Eukaryota, Dinophyceae, Suessiales, Symbiodiniaceae. The record is from the annotation of a GenBank genome assembly.